AUCAUAAGAAAUCCGGGCGCCACGUCCGUUCCCAGCGCCCGCUGCACCCUGCCCAUCGUCGCCUCUUAACAACCCGUCGUCGCGCGACGGCCGCCACCAGACCCUCCUUCUCUUGCACCACCACCAUCUCUCUAAUCCGUACCCCCACCGUCUUUAACCUAGUCUGUCCUUUAACCCAUGGCUUCGAUUUCCCUUUCCAGAGAACUUUCCUCCCCCCGCGAACGUCCGGCGCCCUUCUCAAUUCAGGAGUUCUCCGACCUCGUGUCAUCCGCCUUCAACCUCGUGCCCCAAGCCCCCUCUUCUUCGCGCCCCCCUCAUCCUGGCGCGCCCCUCCACGCGUCGGGUGUGCUCCCCUCUCCCGCCAUCAGCUGUUUCGACGCCGACACGGACGACGGCCACUUUGCGGGCUCUCCCCGUAAGGCCCGGCGUUCCAGCGCGAAGCCACCGAUGCCGUCAGAACAGUCGCCCAAGUCGCGCUCCGCAUUCAGCGUCCUGCGACGCGUCCGCUCGCGUGCCUCUGCUGCUCUCCGUCCGGCAAAUACCCAUCUCGCCCCGCCGUCGGAUGCAGCAGCUCAUUCUGCACGUCCCAGCAUCUGCUCCCAGCGCACUCUGCAGUCCACCGCGACGAUGUCUUCAUACUCAUUCCUGUCCCGUCCGCCCACUCCCAUCCCCACUCCGCGCACAGGUUCACCCUUCCCGGACCUCGCCCUCUCUCGCUCACGAUCGCGGUCCAAGAGCCUCACCGGUCCGAUCUCAUUUUUGAAAUUAACAAAGCGCGAACCUGGCGCGUCGUCUACGAGUCCGUCCCAGCCGCCAAGCGCUCCUGCCGCGCCCGAUACCCAGAACUUGCCUUCGUUCCUCGACACGACAGGAUACGCCCAGCGGAACCCGCAGCCACCCGCCUAUAGCCGCCCCUCGACGCCCGUUGCACCGCUCAAUGCCCAGGGGCAGUCGCGCAUACAUACGCGCCUACCCCCUCUGCGCAAGGCGAAGAGCGCGUCGACGAGCCUGUUCCGUGGGAAGAAGCCUAAGGGUGGACGUGGGGCGGAAGCAAAUGGCGCCACCGCAGGAGCGCAACCGCGAGUCGCCCUAGACUGGACUAUGCUCGACUCGGAGGAGUUGUUCAUGUCGCCGAGGGAUCCGCCACCUGUUCCGCCGCUGCCAUGUGUCUCCUUUACCAGCUGCAGCCCGGAGACAGGAGUGGAUGAAGAUGGGGAGCUGGAGGUCCCUGCAUAUGUCUUCGAGAGGAGGGGCAGUGCGACGAGCACAUGCACUACUAGCACGACGGCAUCCUCGGGGUCGACGUCGAGCCUCAGCGAGCGGAUCGCAUCCAUGUUCCAGAGCAAGGCCAAGCUGCGAGCGCGCUCCAAGCUGAGUCUCGCCAUCACCACAGCUACCGCUGACUCUUCGCCUUCGACGGACUCGACGCGCACAUGGUCGCCUGUGACGCCCACUGGUGGCUUUGCGUUCCCGAGCUCAAGCGCAGCCCGUGUCUGCACGCAGUCCGAGAAUGGACAUGACACAUUCGAAGAGGACGCGUCGAAGAUCGGGCGUGUAUUAACCCCAGAGCCGGACCCCUUCGCGAAAGCCGACGUGGCGAUUGCGAGGUUCAGCACGGACGUUACGCCGAGGCCCGUCUCGCCUGUUGCCAAGUACGGCUCGCGCAGAGGCUCCCGACAGGACGACAGGAGGGCGAGAAAGGCGCGGAGCGCGCAGCAGGGCUGGGACUUCAAGGACACCAGCCCCGAUGAUGUGGGAGACUCACCCGAAGUGUACUCCAGGGUUCGCGGUAGCGGCUCUCUUAGACGGGUUCGGAGACGACUCCCGGCGUUCAUGAUGGAGUCGCCGUCUCCGAAGUCCCCGAUAUACGAGUUCCCGUCCUCGUGCUUGAUUUACCCGGCCAGAGGGGAGGACGCCCCGCAGUCGCCUCUGCUCGCCGGACCAGCCGCGCGAACCCGAGCCAAUCUCGUCUCGAGGUUCUCGAUGUCGACUGAGUCGAUCUCGUCGCGCUCCUCGUUCACCGAGUCCGCGGAGCACCAAGGCCUCAAGGACGUGGAUGUGGAUGCGACGUUCGUCUUCGGCUCGCCGUUGCCCGUCGCCAAUGCCGACAUCGCGGUCGCUCCCGGAAACGCAUCGCGUAGUCCCAGCAAGCGUGCCACCCUCGAUGUAUGCGCGUCACCUAAGGCAGAUCAGCCAACGGUGCGUCGGUCAACGACCCGCGCGUCUCUCCCGACGUCCCCGCCAUCCGCACACGCUCGGUAUGCGCACUGCGCGGCGUCCGUCCUGGAUGUGACGACGAAGCGCCAGGCGUCAGUGCGGACUUCUGCGUCCGAGCCGUCUCCCCGAGCCCACCGCCCCUCUUCGCCUUUCCCUCUCGUACGUGGGAUCAGCGACGGGUCGCCGAAGGGGCAUCUGGAAGCGAAGCUCGAUGACGAAAUGGACACCUCUGUUGGUAGCGAGUCGGCGGAUGAUUCGGGCGUGUACUCCGGUGUCGUUCUGAAGGACGAGGCGCACCGUCAUGAUGAGGAGGCGUUCGAGGAUUCGUUCGUGUUGUCUGGCGAGGACUUGGAGCGCCUGCCGAUCCCGGCGUUGUCGCGAGAGAAGCGCGGACUGGCUGAAGAGCACCGAGCCUUCGAUACGGAGGACGAUGCCCUUACUCCCCGUCCCACAUCCCCAGCGCAAUCGUUCCUCAGCGUCGACGCGCCUUCUAUCGAGCAGAAGGGGCCGCUCGAGGAACUUGACCUGACACUCACCGUCGGGCUUGCCGAACGCGACUGGGAUAGGCACACCACGGGGACCUCGGGAUCUAGCACUGAAUCCAGCAUGUUCUUCAGCGCGCGGUCGAGCGUCGAAUCGACACGAAACAGCGUCUGAACGCGCUACUCGCUACCCCGCACUUUGUCUUGAAUCGCCUCGGCAUCGCUCCACCUCUCGACCUCUCUCUUGCGAGGCGAACCCGUCGUUCUUUCAAGGUACUUCAAGUUCAUUAUUCUUAACACUGCAAGCCCGAAUCCGAGCCGCUUGGCUCCCUGUCGUUCCCUCUCCUCCAUGCAAGCACUGGC
This is a messenger RNA of Rhodofomes roseus, 3062 nucleotides long. RefSeq lists its product as uncharacterized. The record is from RefSeq and is a predicted model, not a curated record. The coding region runs from base 178 to 2874 and encodes 898 amino acids. The transcript has 3 exons. Lineage: Eukaryota; Fungi; Basidiomycota; Agaricomycetes; Polyporales; Fomitopsidaceae.